CAGGCUUUCAACACGAGACAAAAUGGCGGCCGGCUGGGAACAAACGAUCUGAUUACAGUUAAACGUCACAAUGAGUGUGUCGGUCCGUCCUCUGUCUCCUCCCUCAUGAUGUCACAGAGAGGUCGGACUCGACCUUAAAAGCUGGAGCGUCUCCUCACAGAGCAGACAGCCUGAGAAACUUCACUGUUGUGCUUCUGCUGCUCAUCGUUCAUGUGUCGGACUCUUUGGAGCAGAGAAAUGAGACUGAAGAUCAGCAGACACUGAGACGACAUGGACAAACAGAAAGUGCUGGCCAAGCUCAUCUGGGACCUGCCGUCCUUCCUGUCUGUUCUGGACUCAGAGAACCUGAGCUACAUCGCUCAGGCUCAAAAGAAAUCCAUCUCAGAGCUGCUGUCCAAACUGCAAACCAACGACACUCCUGUGUCUGUUGUGUCUCUAGUGGAAGAUGCUGAGUACAUGAUCAUGAGCUGUCCGUCAUCGUCUCCUAGCAACGAGCUGUCAGACACACCUGGAACAGACGGAGUCCGGUCCUCUCAGCUGCUCUUAAAUCAGGACUCACCUGUGUGGCUGACAAACGGGGGCCCUGUGGUGCCGCCCCUCCCUCCAGGCGGCCUCGGAGGUGAUGAUGAUGAAGAUACCUACGAGGAGGCAGAACCGUACCUACCUGACACGACCACGACUAACACUGAGAAGGCGGAGUCAGACAGCAGUCACUACGAGUCAUAUGGGGAGGAUGAUGAUGAGGAGGAGGAGUCUGUGAAGGACAGCGCUCACUACAUCCAGUGGAGCGCCUCCCAGCCCUGCCUGAGACCCAUCCCCGAGUCCCGCCUGUGUGGUUACCUGUGGAAGAGGAAGUGGCUCGGACAGUGGACCAAACAGCUGUUCAUCAUCAGGAGCAACGUGCUGCUGUGUUAUAAGUGUGCUCAGGACCUGCUCCCUCAGCUGGAGGUCAACCUGCGCGGCUGUCAGCUCGUCUACAAGUCAAAGAGCAACAGGAAGAUCCAGCACCAGCUCAAACUGGUGUUACUGGGAUCAGAGACACUGGUGCUGGGCUACAGCAGCUUCCAGCAGGCCGACGAGUGGAGGAAGGUGAUAGAGGAGGUGAGUGUUGGAGCUGAGGUGGAGAGUCGGAGCUCGUUGUCUCUGGUCAGAUCAGACCAGCUGCUGUCCUGCAGGUCCAGUACAGUCCAGAGUGACUCUGAGGAGGAGAAACCUUCAGCUCGCUGCAGCCUCAGCAAAGACAAAGGUGUGCUGAGCGUGCUGAUGAACUGUCAGUGGCAGAGUUUACUGUGUCAGGUGGAGGCGGGGCUCCUCAACAUGUUCGGAGAGGAGGAGGAGGAGGAGGAGGAGGAAGAAGUGAAGAGGUCGCCUCAGUACACCGUCCAGCUCAGAGGCUGUGAGGUCAGAGCUGGGCCCGACACCAACCACUCCUACAGGAUCACACUGAGCAUGCUCGGUGACCAGGUGGCCGUGCUGGAGGUGAGUAGUUCAGGUGAGAAGGAGCGAUGGUUGAAGCUGCUGCAGGACGGAGCUGCCCAUCACAGUCACCAUGACAACAGCACACAGGAGCUCACAGGUGGAGCUCUCAGUGGGCUGCAGACUCGAAGGUUCCCCACCUCCAACACCUACAUGGACGACCCGUUCCACCUGAGCGGGACCGGCCGAGACCAGCCCGUCUACUCCAACACCUCCAUCCUGGAGCACAUGCUCCACGGCUCUCAGGACUCAGUUCGCUGCAGCUCGGUGUCGUCCAGAGACUCAGUGACCUACAGCAACACCGUCUUCACCAGCCACAACAGGAAGUCUGUGGAGGUGGAGCGAAACGUUCAGAAGCUGGAGCUGACGGGGAAGAGGACGGUGCAGCUGAGGGCGGGGUCAGAGAUCAACCUGGCGUCUGCUGGGAAGCAAAACAAACGCACCUUCAGACAGUCGCUGGCCGUCUGCAGUGAGCGCGCUCAGGCUGGUUUCCUGAGCCCUCUGCUGCGACGGACAGCCUCGGCUAAAAACUCUCUGAGACGAGCUCCUUCAUCACUCUUCAUUGAACACGGGAAGGUUUUCCAGAGGAGAAAGGAAUGGGAAACUAAAGCUGCUGCUUGACACUAACUGACCAUCAUCAUCAUCAUCAUCAUCAUCAUCACCAUCAUCAUCAACACCACCAUCAUCAUCAUCACAUCUACAGUCUACAAACUCUUCUCCUCUCAGCUGAAGAACCUUCUGUAAUCUAACGUGGAUUUAAAGUACCAAACUCAAAGUGGCAUCACUGUUGGCGUCUCUGUCACAAAGACAAACUGGAUCUCUCUCUGUGUUUGUCAGAGUUGCAGCUUCCACCAACACAGGAAACACUGCAGUUUAUUUUCCAAUGUUACUGCAGUUGUUCCACUGACCGUCAUUUCCUCCUCUGGGGGCAGUAACUUUGGAUAGCUACUGAUAGCAAGCGAGGAAAACUAAAGUGUUAUCCUCUUCCUGUUUUGGUUGCACUGUGGUUGAUUUCCACUUUAAUAUGUGCACCCUAACAUAACACUGGUACAGCCUUUGUCCACUGCAUGGAGAUAUUCUCUUUACUGUUGUAAACACUCGAUGUUUGAAGAACCCGAAGCAACGAACAACAGACGAACGUCUGAGGAGGACGAGCAGCUGACGGGGAACGUCAGUUUAUUAGAGUCUGUUGGAUUAGUGCCAAGUGAUGACCUCAUAUCACCAUAUGUCACCAAAAUCAAAUCCUGUAGAUCAUCACUUUAAAAUUUAAUUCAACCUUCCUGGAUUGAAAGUGAAUUUAUAAAGCACAUUUCAGCAGCACAGUAGCUCAGACUGCUUGUAAUAAAACAUCAAAAGCCAAAGCUCCUCUUUGGCUUCAAAAACAAUGACCUCAGUUUGUUUAGUUGAAGAAAAUUGUGGCACAUCCAGUUUGUGAUUUGUCCAGUGCUCUCAGUCAAAGUUCGUAACGGACCAUAGUCCCCCUGAUGAUGUGUCAAUGUGUGUCAUCUGCAUAAUUAUGGUGACAUAUUUUAUUGUUUUUUUAUAGACCCUUUUACUGUUAGUAAAGGGUAUGAUGUUUAUGGUGGGCGGGGCUUAGCUGGAGGAAAAACAAUUCUCCACAGACAUUAGCUAGCGCUAGCUAACAAGUUGUGUUGUCUUGUUUUAGACGAUGGAGGAAGAUGAUGUGAGUGGUGCGUUCAGAAACACUCAUUGUGAGUGUGGGAGCGCACUCUGACACAAACUGGAGCGUUGAUAAAUUGGGAGCGCUGUCUGAAUGUAGCGUUGGGUUAUCCAGAGCAGCGCACUCUCAGAGUGGCAGAGCGCACUCUGGACACUCUGUCUGUGGAGACGGAGCAGCAGAGCGCCGAGCGGAGUGAAUGUGUGAUUAACUUAACCGUUGGUUCAUUCAUGUAGAAAUAUAACGCUGCGUUUCUUCCACCAACAGGGCUCUCAUUUUAGUGUAGAGCGUCAGACUGAAUUUACCAACGCACCAUGUCAGCUCACUCACUCUCCGGGACCGCCAGUGUUACUUGAAUAAGCAAACACUGACCAACGGGACCAGACUGGCCGACCCGUAUGCUCUCACUCAGUGGAUGGAUGAUGUCACAGGAAGCCAAUCUUACAAAGGAGGACCACACUUGUUUGUUUUGCUAUGGAAGCUAACGUUAGCUAAUGUGCUAAAAAGUUAGCGUUGCAGAGAAAUCCAAUCUUCCUCUUAAUCCCUCCCCAGUUUCUGAUGAGGUGGACAUGAUAACCCUUAAUACACAUAACCUUAUUCAUCCCUACAACAGGAAAUACUUUUUCCCUAACCUGAUAUGAAGUGUGCGCUGCACAUGUGAGCGUUUUUGAUGAUGGCCUCCGUCCAGUCCUUUGGUCUUAUCACAUUUAACCAUAGUUGUCUUUGUUUUUGUUGACAGGCAGUGGCGGCUGGUUUUGAGCCAUGACUCCUUCUAUUCUGGCUCCCAAUAACACAACAAGACAAACACAUUUUAACACUCCUAUGGAGCCUACAGCCCUGUGGGGGAGAGGCAGCUGCACCUCCAGCUGAUAACAUGAUGUCACUGUGACGUCGUUCCUAAAAGGGACUAUAAUCUGAGCCAGUGGUAGCAUGUAGGUGUUAAACAGUAGAGGUCCCAGGAUGGAGCCUGGGGGAACACCACAUGUCAUUUUUAAACACUGAUGUAAAUGACCUACAAACACAAAGUCGUCCCUGUUCAUUGAGUCAAAAUGGAAUCAGUUUAGUACUGUGCCUGAAAGUCCCACCAGGUUUUCCGUGUAAUACAAAGCAGCCCAAACUGUAUCCAGACUGCAGCGACCGUCUGUGGCAACAAAUGUGUGAACAUAUCCGUAUGUGCAGAAACCUGAUUUAUUAUAAACAGAAACAGUGCACGGCUGGUUUUCAACAUUAUUAAAGUGGUGUGGGUAGUUUUCAUAAACUGAACACACACAUAAAAGCUCUCACAAUUUCUUUAUUAACAUCAUUUUAACCACUAAUCUGAGUUUAUUUGGGGUAUUUAUAUUUCAAUAAUAUAUUGAUGCAUUAGAAUCCAGUGCACUUCCUGGUUCUGUUGGAGUUUUGCAGCAGCUGUAUCAGAUGAGCCGCCGUCACAGCUGGAGUCUGAACUGUCCGUCAGCUGAGUUUGAUCCUGUGUGUCUGUGAAAUUAUGAUAGAAAUCAUCUGUGUGUCGAUAAAACUUUAAUCUGUUCAGUCUGAUGACUUAUUGUUGUAAAUUCAGGUCACACAUUAGUUUAAUCCCACGUGUUCUCUAACUGAAACAGUUUGUCUGUUCUACACUUGAUUAUUUUAUACACAUGUUGAUUUAUGUUUUUUUCCAUGACGUCACUUGUUUGUAUAAUUUUUAUAUUUACUGGAUUUUAUAAUAAUCUCAGGAGAACGUUUCUGUCGUUGAUGUCGGACUAAACACUGAUCUGUAAAAUGUUACUGUAAUAUUAAAAACUUGAUUUUACAUCAUCUUUGCUUUUAUUCAUAAAGGUUUAAAAUCACAGCAGAGAUGCAAACAGACGUGGAGGAAGUACUCAGAAGUAAAAGUAGUAAUAUCAGAGUAGAAAUACUUUGUUAGUAAAAGUACAGAAGUAUUUAGCAGUACCUUCAAAAUACACUUGAAGUACCAAAAGUUCUCAUUAUUUCUGAAUAUUAUUUAUGA
This is a messenger RNA of Epinephelus fuscoguttatus (brown-marbled grouper), 5141 nucleotides long. RefSeq names its product actin filament-associated protein 1-like 2. The coding region runs from base 271 to 2097 and encodes 608 amino acids. Gene Ontology annotation, cellular component: cytosol. The record is from RefSeq and is a predicted model, not a curated record. Gene Ontology annotation, molecular function: SH2 domain binding; SH3 domain binding. The transcript has 17 exons. Lineage: Eukaryota; Metazoa; Chordata; Actinopteri; Perciformes; Serranidae. Gene Ontology annotation, biological process: positive regulation of epidermal growth factor receptor signaling pathway; regulation of interleukin-6 production; positive regulation of DNA-templated transcription.